Molecule: messenger RNA, 1676 nt
Organism: Gadus morhua (Atlantic cod)
Lineage: Eukaryota; Metazoa; Chordata; Actinopteri; Gadiformes; Gadidae
Gene: morn2
Product: MORN repeat containing 2
Exons: 5
Coding region: 415-708 (97 amino acids)
Source: RefSeq, a predicted model, not a curated record
GCAUUGACGGUCACUAUGGCAACGGCUGUUUACUCUGAGCAGAGGACUUUGUUUCAUUUCUGAAGAAAUACUUGGUGGUGUAUACUCUCCUAUAACCUGUUUUUUUUUAUCCUUUAAGCUCUUCAUCAAGUCUAUAUCGUUAGUUACUUUGCAUAAUCAGUCUGCAAGCUGGUUCCACUAAAACCAUUAAGAACAUAUGAUGUCACCAGGAAGGUUUUAAGGUGUGUCCUGACAGACCGCGUGCCAGCAGCAGGAGCCGGGAGAUCAGGAUGUCAGAGGAGAGUGGACUUUCAGACGAAGGUCCACGGAAAGUGUCCUACAUUUUCCCGAAUGGGGACAGUUAUGAAGGAGAAAGCAUUAAAUCUGAAUCAGGAGUAGUGAUGAGAAGUGGGCCGGGCACACAGAUUUCAGCCAAUGGCGUUGUGUAUACCGGAGAUUGGCAGGAGGAUCAGUCGUCACUUCCCCCAGAUGAAUGGCAGAGGAACCGUAGCCUACCCAUCGGGGGCGAUCUACGAAGGGGAGCUUAAGGACAACAGGUACCACGGUAGAGGGACCUACACCUUCCCAGACGGGUCCAAGUACACGGGCGCCUUCUUCAACAACAGGCUGGAAGGAGAAGGGACUUUCACAUGCCCAAAGGGAUUGGUUUGGACUGGAGAUUUCCAUGGCAAAGCAGCACUAGGCCUCAAACUGCAACAUAAUUUCUGACACGCAGACAUACACACAUUUGUAUAUGGUUUCGGGGGAGGUAAUGCCCAAUGCGCCUAGUAAGUAAUCUCAGACAUGAAUAAAGCCAUGAAGAAUAAAGACAUGAAGAAUAAGACCUUGCCUAUGGCAAGUGUACCGGAUACGAGUGGACUGCCGCUGCAAGUCAAUAAUUUUGCAGGAAAAAAAACUCAUUUUGAUUUUGAUUAACUUCCACACCGGCAUGUUUAAUAGAGGAAGCCUCGACACCAAUUACAAUUCUCCAUCUUAUAAGGACAAAUUGUAUUAUGUGUCAAUGUUUUAUUUUCUUAACCCAAUUUGGAUUUUGUACUCUUUUGUAUUCAUGUGUUGUACUAAACAUUCGUUCUUUUCACUUUGCAUGGACAUCUCGUUCGUCACGUUUUUGUUAAGGUAACAAAUGUAUUUGUUAAACAGUAGUUUUGUAAACACUGUUUUAUGCAUCCUCCUAGCCACGCUGUGAGUUCUAUCCUCUCGUGGUGCUUGUAUUAACAUACCAUGAGAGAGAAAAUGUACUGUAGAAUGAAAGCCAGUGCAUUAGCACUUUAAUCCCCCGCAGUCCAAUCAGAUGAGACAUAGAAUAUGCCUGCAACCAACCAACAUCUGUAUGCUAACCACUUACUCAUCACCCGGAGGGGGGGGGGGGGGUGGGUGUGUGUGUGUGUGUGUGUGUGUGUGUGUGUGUGUGUGUGUGUGUGUGUGUGUGUGUGUGUGUGUGUGUGUGUGUGUGUGUGUGUGUGUACGAUCCCGCUAUUCUUUGCUGGAAAAUAAUUGUUAACAGUGUCAUGGAUAUCAGUGUCUUAUUAAUUGCCUCACAUAGGCCUAUACAUUUUAUAAUCUUCAUUAAUUUAUCAGUUGAACCGAAUACGCCUUUCUGUUCUAGCCGUGGCACCUGUGCACUCUUCAUGAGACACUGACAUAUAACAGUUAAUAAAACAAUACAAAACAUCAAA